UUGUCUCCGGACUGCAAUCCUUCGCGGCCUUUGGAGUCAAUCUGGAUUUGUCUGUGUGGCGUUUGACCUGCUAGCCUCUUGGAAACUAUACUAAACCGCUGCGUCGCCGUGCCCGCCGCAACCUGACGGAGAGCUGCGGCCGCGGCCAGUAAUAACGAGGGUGCGGAUGUCAAUUGUGGAUUACCUGCCGCUUCUUUUUUAUUGGUGGAGGCUCCGUGACGCGGCAGUAUUUAUAGUGACAGUCGGGAGGCAAUCAGCGAGAUGCGCGAAGGUAAUGUCCCCCAGGUAAUGGUCGCCUGGACGUGAGGGGGACGGAGAGCGGAGGGGGGAACUGUGUGGUGUGAAUCGCGUGGAGGGAAGGAAAGGGAGAGGAGGGUACAGAGGACGAAUAAAAGAAAGGAGAGAUGUUAGGUGCGGAGGCCGAAGGGGAAGGGAUGUGGGUGUGUGGUGAGGGAGGGAAAGGUGAAGAGGGUAGGGAACUGAUGCGAUGAAGAUGGACGAGAUUUACAAGAUUGAUCGAGGGGGAAGAGGAAAGGACGAGGCGUGUAAGAGGGAAAGGUAAAGGGGGUUGUGUCGAGGAUGAAGCAAGGAAAGCAGCAGUGUGGGAAGGAGGGCAAGAUGUUGUGGUAGAUCUUUCUGUUGUUCAUUUAUGUUUUCUCAUCCACGGCCACCUGACUGGGUGUCGUGUGUACCCAUCUCCCGGUCACUGUGUUUUUCUUCGAUUUAUUUUAUUUAUUUUUUUUAUCCACCAAGUCACCGAAUCCGUUUCUAUUAAUGAUCACUUACUGUUCAUUAUCUUCCGGCCGUCUAUACCCGCCUUCCAUCGUCCACCCGUAGAACUAUUUACCAGUUAUAUGUGAAUAUUCGUGAUCUUCAGCACAAUGGAAUUUGUCUUCCACAUCACACACUCGCGUACGUGUCCUUUCUGUGCCUUUGUACAGGAGCCCCAGCAGGCGCCAUUCCUCCUCACACGCAGGCAGACGGGCGCCAUGCAACAGGAGCCAUUAGUCGCUGUGUCUUGUACGAGCAUUCUUCUCCCUGCAACCGCACCAAUCAUCUCUCCCGUGUCACCCAGCUAAUGACAAGGGUUUAUGCCGCACACACAUCAGUGACGCUCGCUGCUUCAAACCACACGCAAGUCGUCCCUCUUCCUCCUACCAGCGCCAUCUCUACAAUUUCCCCGGGUGAUGAAAUAAUAGUGAGUGAUGAGGGCGAGGCAGCGGAGCAGAGUCACUUAGUGUUGUGCUUCCCGCCGCUGUCGUCGCCGCCGUCUCCGUCACCAGGUGCCGGGAAGUGAGCAGCGCGAGGGACACGCGGCGAUGACGUGCACAGUUAUCAUGUCAUGUGGAAAGAACAUUUAGAGAACAUUGAUCGAGGCGUGAUACAGCCAAGGCCCUGACGGAGACACUUCGGUGUGCCUGCGUAUGGCGUGCUGGUGACGUCAUGGGUCACGUUUAGUGUGGCACGGCGGCGGCCUGAGCCACAGGGCCGCCGCCGCCGCCCGGCCCGCCGCGCCCCUCACUUCCUCUGCGGACCUUGUGCCAUUCACUCCACCUCCUCCUUCCACCGUCAGCCACCUCCACUAUCACUCUUGCUGCAGUCCAACACUUGCUUCCAGACUUGGCUCCAUGCACCGCCACCAUAAACAUUAACAGCCAGAUGAAUCACAUUGCUCCAGAAAGCUGAUUUGUCAAUAGUAAUUACACAUGAUUACCUGCGAAUGGCGGAGAUCGAUGCUAAUGUAAUGGAGGUACCCGUGAAGGCACUGGAGGUCAAGUCACGCUAGGUGUUCCCGAGGCCAAGCAUCGCCCGCCUCACACACUCACACAAAGACUCACCUGUGGCCGCCCCUAUCCCGACACCUCGCCCUCCCUCCACCAAUAUUUUGCCUCCAUUCAUUUAUUUAACUCACUAAACUGGCAGCAUCGCGGGCCACCUGACUCAACAACUCACCCCCGUCACGCCAACCCGCGGCUUCUCCGUCGCCAGCCAUCGUUACCAGCCACAUUAUCAUUCUCACGCCAGCCCUCCCCGCCCCCCGCACGCCAACACACGCUGGGGUGUCGUGACUCUGCGCCAGUGUGUCUUGGCGGACUAUUACUGCGGCUCAUCGUGCAUGAAACUGGUGCAUCUGGUGCUCGGCGCGGCCCGUGUGGCGGUGACUCUGAGUUCGAGGAAAGAGACUGACUGACUCUUGAGGUCAAGCCCGACGCUCUGGUUGCGGAACAGACGGUGGUGCCGUGCGGGCCGGCGUGCGGGAGGCCGAGGCGUGCCGCAGAGCCGUGGACGGAGGACUGGCGCCCCACGAGCAGAAGGUCGUCUCAGAGGAAGACAAGGAGCUCGGUGUGUCGCAGAUCAUGUCAGUUGGUGUUCUCCCAACCAGCAGAUUUUUUCAUUGGGAAAGUGCCAGGAAACCUGCCAUCACCCGCUGCGCCUACCGGUCCUCCUCUCCACACCACCAGCCCGCGGGAGUGUCUCACCUCCACACCCAGUACCCGUGCCCUCACCACCGCCACCACCAUCACCACCACCGGCCGCGGCGGCGACACUUCACAGGGGAGUCCCCGCCGUGGCCGCGACGGUCCAGCGAGGCUGCCCCGCCGUCCCUCGCCUCCUCGUGUUUUACCGACUCGUCCAGUCUUCUCACUGCAGACUCGCUCACGCUGAGCAGCGAGGUCUCUUCCGGGGCAGAGCGAUUCCCCAGAAGUUCUGGCACACUAUUCGUAACAAGAAAUCCCUUUGUCGGCAGCAGGAUGGCCACCGGCGCCCCGAGGAGCACCACUGAGGGGCCGCGGGGCACGUCCACUGCUGCGGCUAGGGAGGUGAAGCAGUACCUCAACAGCACGCUGUUCCCGCGGCCUUCUUCCACCCUGCAGGGCUACGCCUCGCUCUACCACCGCCUCAAGAAGCUGCCCGCCGCCCACAGGAAGGCCCUCCAGCGGAGCAAGGCGUCCGCUCAGGCGGGGGCAGACUCUGACCCUACCGCCACGCGUCCUGACGGCCAGGGGGAGUCAGACUUGGAUGACGUGGACUCUCUGGAGGGCCGCAUGCCCUCACCGCCCCGCCUGGAGAUUCACAUAUAUGUGCCCACCGCCGCCGCCGCUGCCGCUGCUGCCGCCACUCACGAAGAGGAUGGCGCAGCGCCACUUUAAGACUCUUGCGUCGCUACAUUUCUGGACUGUAUCCUUUAGCAUGUGUUGCUCUCGUCGGUAGCUUUCGUAGUGUCAUGCAGAGAGUGUGUGUGAUUCAGCCCAGCAGUAUUAAAGCCUCAGCCCGAGCUCUGAGCAGCGUCUUGUCACUAUGGUUAAUUUUGUACGAGGUCUUAUUGCCUGCAGGUGGACAGACCACGUGUUCCGCCGCCCAGUGACCAGACCACACAGCCCCGCCCUGUGCCUCGGAUUGAUAGUAACACGCCUAGAGAGAGGAAGUCAUGAUAGUCAUAAAGGUCGUCGGUCUUGGUCUUUGCGUGUUGGUCGUGCUUGAAAAGAAAUGGCCUCUGUAGAACUUUUGUUGUGUGAAAAGUGAAGUAUGUUAUUUUUAUCGCAUUGCAUAUACGUAUGUAUAAAAAAUUGUAUAUUUGGUGUGCCAGACAGCCUCGCGGAGAACAUUCAUGUGUUGUGCUGAGCUGCGUUUAGUUUGUCGGUGCGAAAAGUGUUUGGCGCGGCGGGAGGCUGACAACAGGGAGCGUGCCGGUAAGAGAAAGACCUCAGCCUCUGUCUGUCAUCGACACCAAGCAAGAAACCAUUACCGCCGCUUGAACUGAAACGACACAUAAUGUAAAGCAAAGAACAGCGCGGCUUCCCCUUGAGAGUGAGAGAGUGGUGUGCACGAGAACCUCACUGAAACACUCCAGCUUUUGUGCAAAUUAUAGACGAUCACGGCCCCCCAUCGCGGCGAGGAAGGGACACCGCGCCAACACGAUAGAAAUACGCGCUGACCUCGUGGGUUUAAGUGGUGACCUUGGGGUGUAAUGGCCGUCACGCAGGUGUUCUCCAUCACACACCACUCACCUGUGUCUCCUGCUUAAUGUCUGGGCUACGUAGGGACCCAGGCUGCCAGUCGUGAGUACGUGGGGUGACGGCACUAACUACAAGAAACUAAACAACGUCUUGUCACCCAGACCUCACCCUGUCCUGCUACAGCCUAUGGACGUGCAUCUGUCGAAGGCAAGCAGCGGAGGGCGCGUUGAGGGGUGUGGGAGGCAGGCCGCGAGGUGUAGGUGUGUGAUGCAUUACCUGGACACACGUGGUAAUCACUGCGCUCCGGUCCCCGCGCCCCCAUAAUUCCGCGCUGCUUGCUGAGGCGUGGGGUUCGAGGGCGGUGAGUCAGGACGCCGCUUGGAGACUUUUCGCACCUUCCUCCUCCUCCUCCUCCUUCUCCUUCUCCUUCUCCUUCUCCUUCUCCUUCUCCUCCUCCUCCUCCUCCUCCUCCUCCUCCUCCUCCUCCUCCUCCUCCUCCUCCUCCUCCUCCUCCUCCUCCUCCUCCUCCUCCUGGUGUUAAUCAACCCUUGCAUUGGUCACCUCUUCUCACUCCUUCACUCUCAUCCAUCACUCUUGUUGUCCUUGUUCAUCAUCAUCCUUGUUCUCCUCUCCCACUUUUUUUUUCAGGUUUACACUUGUGUCUUAUUCAUUCUUGUGCUGCUUCUUAUCUUCCUACUACUCAUUGUCUUCUUGCUCCUUGUUUUCAUUUUCUUUAUUCUCUUCCUCAUCGUCGCCGUCCUCGUAUUCUUCGUCAUUGUUUAUCCUCGUCACCUUCCACCUUCUCAUAAUUCCUUGUAUUUUCUUUCCCUCCUCCUCCUCCUCCUCCUCCUCCUCCUCCUCCUCCUCCUCCUCCUCCUCCUCCUCCUGAAAUUCGCCUCUAACAUGUUACUUUUCUUUUUUCCUUCUUUUUUCCUUUUGCGAGUUAAACAUGAGCGUUCAUGCACGUUUAUUCUGGAAAUGUCUCAUGCAAUAACAAGUCAGGAACUCAUGCCACGUGUGCUAUGCCUUGUAAUACCCACCGAACAUUACACACACACACACACACACACACACACACAUAAGAGCUUCAUGCAAAAAAUCAUAAUCAAAGAGAAGUUUUAUGUCUUACUAAAAUUAAAUAUUCAACCCACUCAUUUUUUUUUUGUUACUCACUCACUCACUCACUCACUUGCUCACUCACUACCUCGCUCACUCACUCACUCACUCACUCACUACCUCACUCACUCACUCGCUCGCUCACUCACUCACUCACUCACUCACUUGCUCACCACCUCAUUCACUGACUCACUUGUUCACUCACUCACUCACUCACUCGCUCACUCACUCACUCACUCACUCACUCACUCACUCACUCACUCACUCACUCACUCAUCCAUCAUCCUCUCACUCACUCACUCACUCAUUCGCUCGCUCACUCACUCACUCACUACCUCACUCACUCACUCACUCACUCACUCACUCACUCACUAACUCACUCACCCUCUCACUCACUACGUCACAAACUCACUCACUCACUACGUCACAAACUCACUCACUCACUCACUCACUCACUCACUCACUCACUCACUCACUCACUCACUCACUCGCUCGCUCACUCACUCACUCACUCACUCACUCACUCACCCACUCACCCUCUCACUCACUACCUCACAAACUCACUCACUCACUUAUUCACGCUCUUACUUGCUCACUCAUUCAGUCACUCCCACUCAGUCAUUCAGUCUUUCACAUUUACUCGCCCUCUUGCGCUUCCAACUCAUCCACCUAAUUUAUCCACUUUCACUCUCAGUCACGCGCUCACUCGCUCUAUCGCUCAUUCACUCACUUAUCCACAUGUACUCUUUCAAUCUACUCACUCAACUCAUCCACUUAACUUCCACUUAUUCACCCAUCCACCCAUUAACCCUUUCACUCACUCCUGAUCCCCCUCCUCUUCCGCCCUCUUGCAUCUUAACAUAGUCUUUCCAGCCCCAUUUUCCAAUCUUCCAGCGCCUCCUCCGUUCACCUCCCCGCACUUCCUCCCAGGUUAGUUGUACCACUGAAGAACUCCUGUGGCGAGAGUUAGUUCAUUCUCACGCCCUCAUCUCUGCCUCCCCCUUCCCUCCCUCCCUCCCUCCUACGCCUCUUGUGAUGCACUGAAGAGGAAGAUAAGUGGAGGCCGACCCAGCUAUUGACUCUCUCUCGUGUUGUGUGGUGAUGCUUGUGAUAUAUAUGUAUUAUAAAGUGUAUGUUAUUGAUAUAUGUAUGUAUAUGUGUAUAUUAAACUGGUGUAUAUUUUAUCUGUCUGUUCGUCUCUCUCUCUCUCUCUCUCUCUCUCUCUCUCUCUCUCUCUCUCUCUCUCUCUCUCUCUCUCUCUCUCUCUCUCUCUUUCUCUUUCUCUUGCUCGUGCUCUUUCAGCCUGCCCUAGAGUAUGCAGUGUUUUAAAUAGAGACGUUCUUUAUCCCGUGCCAUGCAGAGUUACCAUUAUUGAAAGUUUAGCGUGUUUGUAAAGGAGCAGAUUAAUGACGCUGUGGACAGGUGCUGCAGGUGGAGGUGAAAUAAAUUAUAUAUCAAGUG
Molecule: messenger RNA, 6536 nt
Organism: Scylla paramamosain (green mud crab)
Lineage: Eukaryota; Metazoa; Arthropoda; Malacostraca; Decapoda; Portunidae
Exons: 2
Coding region: 2358-3152 (264 amino acids)
Source: RefSeq, a predicted model, not a curated record